Molecule: messenger RNA, 678 nt
Organism: Dipodomys ordii (Ord's kangaroo rat)
Lineage: Eukaryota; Metazoa; Chordata; Mammalia; Rodentia; Heteromyidae
Product: keratin-associated protein 13-1-like
Exons: 2
Coding region: 1-678 (225 amino acids)
Source: RefSeq, a predicted model, not a curated record
AUGUCCUACAGCCGCUGCUCUGGAAACUUCUCCUCCAGCUCCGUUCAGGGCUGCCUGUCACGGUCCAGGUCCUCCUGUGGCUCUGCCUUCCCCAGCAACCUGGUCUACAGCACUGACCUCUGCGCUCCGGGAUCCUGCCAGCUGGCCUCUUCUCUCCAUGGUGGCUGUCAGGACACCUGUGGCGAGCCCAUGGGCUGCCAGAGUUCUUGUGUGGUGUCCAGUCCCUGCCAGAGUUCCUGUGUGGACCCCAGAGUGUCUACGUUCUGCGGUCCCUGCCGCACAACUUACUCUGGAUCUCUGGGCUUUGGGUCCAAUGCUUGCCACCCGCUAGGGUACGGAUCUAGAAGCUCCUGCUCGCUGGGGUAUGGGUGGAGACGCUCCUAUGCCCCAUUCUAUACAUCUGGAAGCUACUACCCACAGGGUUGUGGUUCCAGCGGCUUCGGAUCUAGAAGCUCCUGCUCGCUGGGGUAUGGGUGGAGACGCUCCUAUGCCCCAUUCUAUACAUCCGGAAGCUGCUACCCACAGGGCUGUGGUUCCAGCGGCUAUGGAGUCUACGGUUUCCCUUCCCUGAGUUAUGGGUCUAGAUUCUGCUACCCACCCUACUUGGCCUCUAGAAUGUCCCAGGGUUAUAGUUACAGACCAACCUGUGGCUCUGGCUUCUAUGAAUUUACUUGUUAA